UUGAGAGUGAAAGCGUGUGUCACACGCCAGAUGCGUGAGAGUUGGCAACCCUGUUUUAGGAGAUUUCUUUUUGAUGACUUCAAGUUGUUAUUUUCAAGACUUUUUAAUUGAGAUUCUGAGGAUUACGAGCAGACCCUGAAUGCAGCAAAUGUACGUUUAGGGAGACAGAAAUCAGACGAACAGGAGCAGUUUGGAUAUCUGCAUCGGAUACCAUCUGCUACCCGCAAAGAAGCUCUAAAAAAGUUCACCUCCUUAUUUCCUCUUCUUCAACUUUACCGUUAUUAAUGCUGACAAUGGUCAGGACGAUACAGGGACAGACGUGACUAUACAAAAAUGGUCAUGAGCGCAGAGGAUGCAGGACAUGAGUGAGAGUGGUCCCUGCCUGUGGACGCGGCUCCCCCACAGCAGCCGGACCCCCUGUGACCGCUACAAGCACGCAUGCUGCAGCUCUGGUGGACAUGUCUACAUCCUGGGAGGACGAGACAACAGCAGUCUGAGGGACUUCUGGAGGUACAGCGUGGUUUGUGACGAGUGGACAGAGUUAAACUGCACCAGUGACGCUGCACCAGAAGAACUAGAGGAACAUUCUAUGGUGGCUCAUGAGGGCUUCCUGUACGUGUUUGGAGGACUGCUGGAUUCUGCAUACACCAAGUGGAGAUGUCCCCUCUGGGUGUUUGACAUUGCUCAGCAGAAGUGGGUGCACUGGCAGAGCAAGAAGCGCUCCCCUCAGCCCACCAACAGGAAGGGCCACAGUGCCGUGGUGCUGGGCUCCUCCAUGCUGCUGUACGGAGGACUCAUCGACAUGAAGGGGUCCUCACAGGACUUCUGGAGUCUGGAUUUUGACUCCAUGGCCUGGUCCCUGCUGAGCGGCUCCCAGCAGGCCUCACUGGGCCCCGGCCCCCGACACAGUCACUCAGCCGUGGCCCACCAAGGCUGCUUGUACCUGUUCGGGGGCCUGAAGGGCCUGCGGGAGCAGAGAGACUUCUGGAAGUGGGACUCCUGCAGCCACAUGUGGAGUCCCCUCAGAAACAAGUCCGGCCCCUCCAGACUGAGGGGCCACUCCGCGGUGGCCUACAGGGACAGCAUGCUUCUGUUCGGGGGGGGCGAGAGCCAGAACUCUCCACAGAACUGCCUCUGGAGGUACCACUUCAGCAGCCAGUCCUGGGGGCAGGUAGCCACGCUCCCAGGCUCCAACCCCCCCCACAAGAUUCACCACUGCUGCACCGGGCUGGGGGCCAGCUACAGGUCUGACAGCAGCAGCCCUCCCCCCAGCUCAGAGCUCCAGCCCGGGCUGCUGGACGGGAAAUUGAGGCCCUUCAAGAAUAAGUGCUUCCCUGCACAGCUCACCUUCCUGGGGUCGGAGGGGGCCAUCGAGCUGGAGACCUUCAGCUGCUACAGGGGCAAGACACAAUGCUCUAAACAGGACUACAUCAGAGAGAGCUUCACGGUCACUGAGCCCCCGCUCAUCCAAAACUGUCUGACCUUUGAGAACAAGGCUGUGAGGAAACAGUGGAGCCGCACCGAGGAGGAGGAGGAGGAGGAGGAGGGGGAGGAGGAGGAGGAGGAGAAAGAGGAAGAUGUAGCUCAGCAUCUGCCUGACUUGCUGCUGGUGCUGGGGGGGAGACCCUGCUCCAGGACCAGUCCUAUCUCCGUAUGGCAUAUGACUCUCACUGACUCGUAACUAACAUACAAACUAGUGUGUACAAACAUGUCGGCUGUACGAUCAACAACACCAGUGUUAUAUCACCAGGCGUCAGCUUACAUGCUGUGAAUAAGGAAAUAUAUAUUUUCAUAAUAUUACUGUUGUGAGUUUCAAUGUUUUGCGACUUUCCUUUAUGCAGUAAUCAAAUUAAAUAUAGAAACAUUUUAAGAAAAGCGUCACAUUAUUUCAGUUGUUGAACAAAGAUCAUUAGUACGAUAGUGAAGAAACACAGCACACACAGUAUUAGUGUUAUCUUUCAUUACCUGUCCUGCUUGUACUAAAAAUAUGAAACAUAUUUGAUCCCCACAGGCUGUGUUAGACAUAUUGCACAAUUCAUUUAUUAGAAACUGCAAACAUGGAGCUGAUAAUAAUGCAAUAAGACCUGAAUUACACACGAUGGCGCCAGAGCUCAAUUUAUAGAUCUCCAAAGAAUGUAUUGAUUUAAAUGUACCUUUUAAGUUGCAAACAUUAUUUAAAGAAUAGAGUGAUUACAUAAAAAUGCAACAACUUCAUAUUGUGUGUAUUUUUGCACUAAAUCCAAGGGAACAAUUUGGAGUUGUGGUUAUUUAUAUGUUGAUAUUCUAUGAUUUUACUGGUCUGGCCCAUGAGAUCCAAUGUGGCGUUAUGUGGCCCCUGAACUGAAAUGAGUUGGACUCCCCUGGAUUAUAGGUAACAUAUCACUGAAUUUUGAUAUCAAAUUUCCACAAUUUGUUCAAAAAAACCAAAUGAAAUCAAAUGAACAGUGCUUUCAAAUCACUACACUCAUUGCUAUUACAUUGCACUCCUGUCCAGCUAUACAUUUCAGAAACCUUUUCUUAACAAACAUUCAUUUUACACGGAAAAUCGUGGAAUGAUUUUCUGCUUUCACCAAAUCUGAGUUUGACCAUCAGGCCUGCAAACAUUCUAUCAAGUGUCCACCUUUAAACUCAAAAAGCUUAACUUAUUUCUAAACUGAUACAGCUUUGUGUGGUUUUACAGGGAUACAUUCACAUUUCAAACGCUAAAAUUAAGUAAACAUUUUUGUUGUUGUACAUGGUGUGUAGUUGCCAGGUGCUGCAGGUUCAACUCAAAGAGUCAAGUCAACUUGUGUCAAGUCGAUGUGAAGUGAAACAUCUGAAUGGUCUCUAUCCCUUUACAGGCUCAACGAGCUGUUUCCAUGGCAUCUACCUACAUACAUUACGUUCGUGCGUGCAAGUUAGUGAGAGACUCUUAAAAAAUCGUAUGUUUGCCAAAUAUUAUUUCAUUUCAUAUUAUUUUCAGUUAUUGUCUCCUCCUUUCAUUCAGCAGCCUGAGUCUGGAGGUUCUUUCACUAGGACAUCUGGCUUAUUUUCUUUUUUGUUGUGCUUCUUUGGCUUUGUUUAAUUGUGCAAAUAAACAAAAUCAUAAACAGUC
Messenger RNA from Trematomus bernacchii (emerald rockcod), 3094 nucleotides. It is a transcript of the gene klhdc3l, whose product is annotated as leucine-zipper-like transcriptional regulator 1 homolog. Gene Ontology annotation, cellular component: Golgi apparatus. The coding region runs from base 353 to 1681 and encodes 442 amino acids. Gene Ontology annotation, molecular function: protein binding. The record is from RefSeq and is a predicted model, not a curated record. NCBI's taxonomy places the organism in Eukaryota, Metazoa, Chordata, Actinopteri, Perciformes, Nototheniidae. The transcript has 9 exons.